AUAAGGACAAGAGGGAAAGGGCUACCCUAACCCAUCUUGGAAGAGACAGUCAACAACAUCGGAUGAAAGGAGAGCUGCACCGCCACGAAGUUCGUGAUCCAGCUGUCCCUCGCUUAAGGCGCCCAGCGCCCCAUCAGUCUUGACCUGCGAGGCCAACGUCACCCUUCCGGCUCCCUCCUGCCCCUCGCGCGCCGAUGUGUCGCAGCAGCUCCGGCCCCGCUUGGUGACGUCACACAAGGGGGCGUGACCUUGUGGAUGUUGUGGUGACGGCGCCGCCAUUUUGUUAGGUAAAGCGGGGGGCUUGUCUUCCUCGGCCCGAGCCAGGUAGGGAACGGGCGAGCGAUGUCGGCUUUCUCGGAAGCGGCGCUGGAGCGGAAGCUGUCGGAGCUGAGCAAUUCUCAACAGAGCGUCCAGACGCUGAGCUUGUGGCUCAUCCACCACCGAAAGCACUCGCCCCUCAUCGUCACCGUUUGGGAGCGUGAAUUGCGAAAAGCAAAACCAAACAGGAAGCUGACAUUUUUGUAUCUGGCCAAUGAUGUUAUUCAGAACAGCAAAAGAAAAGGGCCAGAAUUUACGAAAGACUUUGCACCUGUCAUAGUGGAGGCCUUUAAACAUGUUUCCAGUGAAACUGAUGAGAGUUGUAAGAAGCACCUUGGUCGAGUGCUCUCUAUUUGGGAAGAAAGGUCUGUUUACGAAAAUGAUGUAUUGGAACAACUUAGGCAAGCUUUGUAUGGUGAAAAGAAUCCAAGAAAACGCACAUAUGAACAGAUAAAGAUUGAAGAUAACUGCUCAACACAAAGUUCUCCAUGCGAUCCCCCACAGACUGCAGAUCUCAUAAGAGCAUUACAAGAAUUAGAAAAUGCUGCUUCUGGAGACGCAGCUGUUCAUCAGAGGAUAGCCUCCUUUCCUGUAGAGGUCCAAGAUGUAUCCUUGCUUGACAGAAUAACAGAUAAAGACUCUGGAGAGCAGCUUUCCAAGAUGGUAGACGAUGCGUGUAUGUUGCUGGCGGAUUAUAAUGGCAGAUUGGCAGCUGAAAUAGAUGAUAGAAAACAGCUAACUCGAAUGUUAUCAGACUUCCUGCGGUGCCAGAAAGAAGUCCUCACAGAGAAAGAGCAAACAUUGGAACUGGAUGCACAUUUGUGAAUCUAAUAAGGAACACAAAGGAAACAUAGGUCCACUCAAGAAUAAUUGUCUGUGUUUAGUAGCACCUAACUCCCAGGUAAGUAGUAUAGGACUGCAGCCUAAGUUUUAUAGCUCAGGAAAUCAAGGCAACAGAAUGAAAAAAAAAAGUUACUUUAUUUCCUUCUCCACAAGAUAUGUAUCUAACUGUCCUUAUGAAUAUUUCACUAGAUGACAGCUUUUAAAGAUUCCAUCUUCAGUUAGCAUUUUUUUAAUGUGGUUCAAUUGUGGACAUCACCUAAUUUAAAAUGGGUUGUAAUGCUGGAUUAUUUGCAUGCUUCUUUGUUUAAAAAUGCUUUUAGCUUACGUUUUGCAGGUUCCCUUUUUCAAGACUGGAGAAACUUUUAAACACAUACAGCAGACAUGCUUAUCAUCUUUCUAUAAAUCUAUAGUUGCAAUUUUCUGGCUUGAGUGGGGUGGUGCUCUUAGUUGCGUGUCUGUUUGCAGAAUGGCGUAAUAUGAGCAUUCCUAGUAGUGGUAAAGCUUAAUAAUUACUUAUUCAUACUGAACAAAUUUCAUUUUAAAGGCAUGCUCACUUGUGUUUUUUCCGCAUCCUGUUAAGUGAAAUCAGAGUUCAUCCUAUUAGGUAUUUUUAAGUCUCUAAACUGGCAGCCUCUGAAGUGAUUUAAAAAUUUGAAGUUAAAUCCAAAGCAGACACUGAAACUUGUGAACAUUUGUUAUCCCGUAGACUAACAGAACAAAUUUAUUAUAUGGUAGCUUGUCAGAAAAGACAGUAUUAUUGAUUUAAAGUUCUUCUGACUUCCAUGUGGGUAAGUAGUGUUUUACUACUUUUGUAGUAGGACAUCCUUAA
This is a messenger RNA of Pogona vitticeps (central bearded dragon), 1990 nucleotides long. RefSeq names its product regulation of nuclear pre-mRNA domain containing 1A (gene RPRD1A). Gene Ontology annotation, biological process: mRNA 3'-end processing. Lineage: Eukaryota; Metazoa; Chordata; Lepidosauria; Squamata; Agamidae. Gene Ontology annotation, molecular function: RNA polymerase II C-terminal domain binding. The record is from RefSeq and is a predicted model, not a curated record.